Messenger RNA from Sabethes cyaneus, 1752 nucleotides. RefSeq names its product terpene synthase (gene qm). Gene Ontology annotation, molecular function: prenyltransferase activity. The transcript is spliced from 6 exons. Lineage: Eukaryota; Metazoa; Arthropoda; Insecta; Diptera; Culicidae. Gene Ontology annotation, biological process: isoprenoid biosynthetic process. Bases 179 to 1138 code for a protein of 319 amino acids. The record is from RefSeq and is a predicted model, not a curated record.
AAGAGACGAACCAGACACGGCAAGGCCACGGUUACGGUACGGUUAGUCAUUGUGUUUAGAGGGUUUUGAACUUACCGGAGCUGGUAAGCUGCUUGGUGAGCCGAAUUGUAUUUCGUGGAGGCUCUAUAUCCUGUGCACAGUUUAGUUACGAGUAGUGGCAAAAGUAUAGUGUAAAACAAUGGGUAACUUCAACAUGGAUGAGUUCAACGAAAUAUUGGAAAAGUGUCGGGAUCAGUCGCUGCAAAAGGAACAGGAUGCUAUUCUGUUGGAACCGUUCACAUACAUCCAGCAAAUACCCGGUAAACAGUUCCGUUCGAAAAUGGCUCUGGCUUUCAACCACUGGCUCAACAUUCCGGCGGAGAAACUGGCCGCUAUCGGCGAAGUAGUUCAGAUGAUGCACAACUCUAGUUUGUUAAUCGAUGAUAUCGAAGAUAACUCUAUCCUUCGUAGAGGAAUUCCGGUGGCACAUAAGAUCUACGGAAUCGCGAGUACGAUCAACGCCGGCAACUACGUGCUGGUGUUGGCACUCGCCAAGGUGCAUGCGUUAGGCCAUCAAGAGGCCCAGGAGGUGGUGACGGAACAAUUGCUGGAACUGCACCGCGGCCAAGGGAUGGAAAUUUACUGGAGGGAUAAUUUUAUCUGUCCAACCGAAGCGGAAUACAAGCAGAUGGUGAUACGGAAAACCGGGGGCCUGUUUAUGCUGGCCAUUAGACUAAUGCAACUGUUUAGCGAUAACCAGCAGGAUUUUACUAAACUGACGGCUAUCUUGGGAUUGUCGUUCCAGAUACGAGACGACUACUGUAAUCUUACUUCUAAGUCCUACUCGGAUAACAAAAGCUACUGUGAGGAUCUGACGGAGGGCAAAUUUAGCUUUCCAGUGAUACAUGCUGUGCGAAACCAGAAGGAUCGACAGGUGUUGCAUAUCUUACGACAAAGGACGCAAGACGUGGAGGUCAAACGGUAUUGUGUGUCUUUACUUGAAAAGCUUGGUUGCUUCAAGUAUACCGAAGAAGUCCUGGAAGCACUUGAUAAAGAGGCUAGGGUUGAAAUCGAACGUCUUGGAUCCAACCCAAUCAUGCUGGCACUGCUGGAUGAGUUGCUGAACUGGAAAGCCGACGACACGUAUAAAGAAAAAUGAGUAUCUGCCCAGAUCCUUUAGGCAUUUCGUUUCGUUUGUUUUUUAUAAAGAGUUUCAGUUUGCACGAGAGCACGCAGUCUAAUCUCCCUUAACCUAGGCAAUGAAUGGUGUAUUAUAAUUUUUCACGCUAAGUUCUAAACUUAAUUAGUCAAAAGUAGUCGCGCCGAUAAAAUGAGUUAGUAUCAUUAGCAUUUAAUGACAAAAGCAGAAGAAAAGACGAAUGGUUUCCUUAGGAAUAUAUUUUGUAAAUUAUUAUAAAAAUAAACUUUUGUCCAUAUAUUUUGAAAGACACAUUUAACCAAAGUGAGGAAGAAACACUAACUAGGGCUACCGGUCGCCAAAAAAAGUGGCCCCUAGCUCCAAAUUUGAGAGAUCUAAUGUUUUGGUGUAAAAGUACAACAAGAGUAAAACGUUUUUGUUUUCCAUCGAAAGCACGUUCCGUAAAUUUCAAUCUCCUAUUUCUACAAAAUUAAGGAUUGCACCGCCUCUGAAAAUCUGCAAUCUUAACGCACUGACUAUAAGCGAGCUCAAAGCUCAACAUACCGGCAAGUACGGUGAAACAUAAGUGUUUUUGUGCACACUAUUUAUGUACCGUAUGUGAGCGGGAAAUAUAU